GAUAAUUUGGCACUGAAACCAUUUCUUCUUCUGCCUGCAACUUCUUAUAUAAAUGAACAUUGAGCUUUCUGUUUGUCAGUAAAUAGGUCUGGUAUUACCUCGUCUAGUUGGCGAGUAAUGGAGGCCGUUCGAUUAGGGAUUAAACUGCUAAUACUGGCGAUCUUUCUUGGAUACAUGAUGAUCUGGAUCAUGAUGCCGACCAACGCGUUUUUCAAGCACUGGUUUCCUGAAAUCCAUGCGAGAACAGAUGCUACUUAUUUUGGAAAAGAAGGUACAUUUAUGUUGAUUUACACACUUCCCAUCCUCUUCGUUGCUUCUUUGGGCUGUUUAUAUCUCCAUCUUGGAAACAACAAUGGCCAAAGCUGUGAGGUGAAGAAUUCUAAAUUUGCAUCAUGGAAAAGACCAGUGCUAGUAAAAGGCCCUCUUGGGAUUGUUUCUUGGACAGAGCUUUCAUUUUUAAUCAUGUUCGUUGCAUUACUGAUUUGGUCUUUUGUUUCUUAUUUACACGCCAUGUUUGCAAAUAUAAGCAAACAGGCAGCCGCACAAGGACUCAAAGUGUGGGAAGACAAGCUGGAGAUGUCAGGUCUAUUGAUUGGCCUUGUUGGGAACAUCUGCCUGGCCUUUCUAUUCUUUCCAGUGAGUAGAGGGUCUUCGAUUUUGCAGCUUUUGGGGCUCACCUCAGAACGAAGCAUCAAGUAUCAUAUUUGGCUUGGAAAUGCUGCCAUGACUCUGUUUACAGUUCAUGGUCUUUGUUAUAUUAUUUUCUGGGCCAAGACAGAUCAAAUUUCACAGAUGCUGAAAUGGGGCAAGAUCUCAGUGUCAAAUUUGGCUGGAGAAAUAGCUUUGUUAUCAGGAAUAGGCAUGUGGAUGACGAGCUUUCCAAGGAUAAGGCGGAAGAUUUUCGAGCUCUUCUUGUAUACUCAUUAUCUUUACAUUAUAUUUAUGGUGUUUUAUGUGUUCCAUGUGGGAUUCUCUUAUUCCUGCAUCAUAAUUCCUGGCUUCUAUCUCUUCCUCAUUGAUCGUUUCUUGAGAUUCCUCCAAUCCCAACAAAAAGUUCGUCUUGUGUCGGCUCGGAUUUUGCCUUGUGAAGCUCUCGAAUUGAAUUUCUCCAAGAGUCCAGGAUUAAGGUAUAAUUCAACAAGCAUGGUGUUCGUAAAAGUACCGUCGAUUUCCAGGCUGCAAUGGCAUCCUUUCACAGUAACUUCUAAUAGCAAUAUGGAUCCUGAGAAGCUGAGUGUUGUCAUCAAAAGUGAAGGAAGCUGGUCGCGGAAAUUGUACCAGAAGCUUUCCUCCCCUUCACCGAUCGACCGCCUUCAGGUCUCCAUUGAAGGACCUUAUGGACCUGCUUCAACCCAUUUUACAAGGCAUGAGAAGCUAGUGAUGGUGAGUGGAGGUAGUGGCCUUACCCCUUUCAUCUCCAUCAUCCGGGAGCUUGUGUGUGUGGCAAACACUGCAACUGGAAGAACACGGCAGGUUCUUCUUGUUUGUGCCUUCAAGAAAUCCGAGGACCUCACAAUGCUUGAUCUCAUUCUUCCGAAUUCCGGCAUCACUCUCGACAUUUCUCGAUUGCAAUUGCAGAUCGAAGCCUAUGUGACAAGGGAGAAAGAACCAACAGCCAACAACCAGAAAGUCCUCCGCACCAUUUGGUUGAAGCCAGAUGCAGCAGAUGCACCAAUUUCAUCAGUUUUAGGCCCCCGGAGCUGGCUCUGGCUUGGCGCUAUAAUUUCGUCUUCCUUCGUCGUCUUUCUUUUGCUCAUCGGCAUUCUGACGCGAUACUAUAUUUAUCCGAUUGACCAUAAUUCUGAUAUGAUAUAUGCGACCACCUGGAGAUCUGCAUUUAAUUUGUUGUUUGUUUUUGUCUCCAUAGCCAUGACUGCGACAGCUGCUUUCUUUUGGAACGAAAAACAGCAGAGAAAAGAGAAGAAACAAGUUCAAAACAUGGAGACGGCAACACCAAGAGCAUCUCCAGGGUCAUGGCUUUACAACGCAGAUAGAGAAUUGGAAAGACUUCCCCACCAGUCUUUUGUGGAGGCAACCAAAGUGCAUUAUGGCGAAAGACCCAACCUGAAAAAAACACUGAUGGAUAUGGAAGGAUUUAGCCUUGGAGUUCUUGUAAGCGGCCCCAGAAGGAUGAGGCAAGAAGUGGCAGAAAUUUGUGCAUCUGGUUUGGCAGACAACCUACAUUUCGAAUCCUUGAGCUUUACCUGGUGAUUCAUGAAAGGCUUCUGUUUUAACAAUUUAGUAAUUCUAAACUGAAUUUUCAGAAAGCAUGUUGAUAAUUUCAUUUUGAAUUCAACAAAUUUUCAAAA
Molecule: messenger RNA, 2309 nt
Organism: Mangifera indica (mango)
Lineage: Eukaryota; Viridiplantae; Streptophyta; Magnoliopsida; Sapindales; Anacardiaceae
Product: ferric reduction oxidase 2-like
Exons: 8
Coding region: 118-2211 (697 amino acids)
Cellular component (GO): plasma membrane
Molecular function (GO): oxidoreductase activity
Source: RefSeq, a predicted model, not a curated record